Molecule: messenger RNA, 7158 nt
Organism: Mercenaria mercenaria
Lineage: Eukaryota; Metazoa; Mollusca; Bivalvia; Venerida; Veneridae
Product: sodium-dependent noradrenaline transporter-like
Exons: 15
Coding region: 741-3371 (876 amino acids)
Biological process (GO): sodium ion transmembrane transport; dopamine uptake involved in synaptic transmission
Cellular component (GO): presynaptic membrane; neuronal cell body membrane; neuron projection
Molecular function (GO): dopamine:sodium symporter activity
Source: RefSeq, a predicted model, not a curated record
UGAUAAUGCGCAAGACGUGAGCUUUCUAUGGCAUCCAACUUGUUUAUGUGAGUUCGCUGUGGAUACAGACUAUACCUUUGUUUAAUCACUGCCGGAUUACGUAUACGCUCUUCAAUUUUAAUGAAAAUUUGAUAGAAACCAUGGAUUUCUUGUUAUUCAAUUUGCCGGAAAUCAUGGAUAAUAAUUUUGUACAAAAACAGUUUUGCUAUCAAUGAUAUUCAUCAAUUUGUGUAAAAUAAUUAUAUAAAAUGUGCUUUCUACUAUCAUCAUAUUAUUUUCAGAUAAUGGUAAUUGUGAUAUGAUAAUUGUGCUGUUUUGAUAUUUUAUCUGAUUUUCUCCGCUAUUUCCUGCAACAUUAUGUAAGUAUAAUGUCGUUCAUUUUCACAGUAUGUUCAUAACAUAUCUACGUACUAUGCGCGAGUCUUUAUUGUUAAAACUGUCAAAAAUAAAAGCACUUACUGCAACAAUUGUAUAAACUGUAAGAAUAGGAUAAUAUUUUAAGAAAGUGUAGGAACAGAUAAACAGAACAGGUUUGUAGAAUCUGUAAAAUUAGAUUUUAAAACGUGAAAAAAGUAAUGGCAAGAAUUGCAGAAAAUACUUACAAAUGAAAUAGAUUUUAGCACUUAUGGAUAUGUUGAAAAUGCAAUUAACAGAGAUGUUGACUUUAUAUCAGACAAUAUCCAAUUUUAAAGAAAUUGUAUAGGAAAUUAACUUAUUAAGUACACAAGAAUCCUUUGAAAAUGCCAUCGAGACAAAAUCUAUUCAUGAUGUCGCCAGAGCUAAUACAAAAGAUUGAUUCGACAUCUAGUUUGACCGGUCCUGUUCACUCAUCAGAAAACAUUGUCUCAGUGUUAGAGAAAGCACUGGAUAGUAGCAAAGAAAUAAUUCUUGCAGAAGAAAGGCCACUGGAAAAUCCAAAUGAGCAUGUCAUUCAGCUGGAAAUGCCAUCUAUUGACACCGCUGAAGAACGUGAAGAGAUUCCUGAAAUCAGUGAAGAGGAAAAUGAAAUAGAAAAACCUGACGACUCUAAUGAGACCGACAAAGAAAGUAAUGGAGAGGAAAUCGGAUUAUUUGAAGUGUCUGUUGAUAUAUCUGAAACUCUUUCAGACGAUUCAAUAGUUUCUGAUGAAGAAAAUAAAAGAAGUUCAUUGACGUCACCAGGAGAUCGGAGAAGCUCACGCUGGAGUGCCACAGUUCUGUUUUUAGCAUCCGAAGUGCAGAUGAUGGUAAAUCUUGCACAUUUGUCACUCCCUGACGGCUAUGAAAUGGCUCCAAAAAAGAAUAACGGUUCUGGCGACGACGACGACGAGGAGGAAGAGGAAGAAGACGAAACAAUGCCGGAGAAAGACAGCGCCGUUGAGCUCCAGCCCAUUGAUUCUAGUACUACAGCACCGCUAACUGACACAGACAAUGAAAACAAAAACUAUCAUCAGAUGAAGCGAGUGGCUGAACAUUUAGCAAAGGAGUGUUCUAAUGGUGAAAUAUUUCAAAACGUGUGUGAUAACAAUGACUUACCCCCGCCUUAUGAAAAUUUAGACAAUGCUGAUAACCAUUCCUUGAUAAGCAAUAAAAGUGAUAAACCAAAUGAAGAUGAAGGUAAGGAAGAUGACCAAGAUAGGCAGAGUGACACUCGAUCCUUAGAUCGGCCGCCGCACGAGGAUUGGGGUCACAAGGCGGACUUUCUGUUAGCUGUGAUUGGCUACGCUGUAGAUCUGUCGAAUGUAUGGCGGUUUCCGUAUCUGUGUUAUAGAAACGGGGGAGGAGCAUUUAUAAUUCCAUAUUUCACGGUGUUGAUAUUUGGGGCGUUGCCAAUUUUCUUCAUGGAGCUAUGUCUGGGACAAUUCCAUCGUGAGGGACCAGUAACCGUCUGGAAAAUAGCACCUAUGUUUAAAGGUAUCGGGUACGCUUCGUGUUUCAUGGCUUAUCUAGUAGCAUUUUAUUACAACGUUGUGAUUGGCUGGGCUUUCUACUACCUGUUCUCCUCUUUUACAUUGGACCUACCCUGGAAAACCUGUGAUCAUGAAUGGAACAGUCCAAAUUGUUGGAAACUAAGGGAGGGACAGUUCAAUAUAUCGGCAAGCAAUGAUACGGAACAAUAUACCAACCACUCCGUCUCCUCGUCGUAUGAGUUUUUCGAGCGAGGAGUAUUGCGACUACAUUUGAGCCGUGGGUUGGAUCACCUCGGAUCGGUUCGCUGGGAGCUGGUUAUGUGCACGCUGCUCACAUUCAUCUGUCUCUAUUUCUCGCUGUGGAAAGGAGUUAAAAGUUCGGGCAAGGUAGUUUACGUUACUGCUACAGUACCAUAUCUUAUACUCACCAUUCUGCUGAUUCGAGGAUGUCUCCUACCCGGCGCUGUCGACGGAAUUAAGUAUUUCAUUACUCCUAACGUUGAAAGAUUAAACGACCCACAGGUAUGGAUAGAUGCCGCUGUACAGAUCAUGUUCUCAAUCGGUGCAGGGUUCGGCACACAUAUUGCUUAUGCUAGUCACAAUAAAUUUAACAAUAAUUGCUACCACGACUGUUUAUUUACGGCGGCAGUGAACAGUUUCACCAGUAUAUUUUCUGGUUUUGUUGUAUUCUCUUACCUCGGGUAUAUGGCCGACAGACAACAGAAAGACAUUGACCAGGUGGCUCAAGAAGGGCCUGGAUUAGUAUUUAUAGUUUACCCAGAAGCCAUUGCAACACUUCCUGGAUCAACAGCUUGGGCUAUCAUCUUUUUCCUCAUGUUGAUUACACUCGGGAUGGACAGUGCGUUUGGUGGAUUAGAGUCUCCGCUGACAGGACUGUCGGACAGCUUCUAUCGUAUGUUUAAAAACCGUUACUACCGAGAAGUAUUAACUUUGGUUGUCAUAGCAACAGCUUUCUUCUUCUCCAUUCCAUGUAAUACCUGGGGCGGAAUGUAUGUUUUCAAAAUUCUGGAUAAUUUUGCGGCCGGCACCAGUAUCGUAUUCACAGUACUAUGUCAAGUUGUGGCAGUCUCGUGGUUCUAUGGAAUUGACCAGUUUUGUAAAGACAUAGACAGAAUGAUUGGUCAUUCACCAGGAUUGUACUGGAGAAUAUGCUGGAAAUACAUUAGUCCUACAUUCCUUCUUAUUAUUGUAAUAUCAAGCAUUCUACAUUACUCGCCAUUGGUAUACCAAGGUGCAGCACAUAUAUAUGUGUAUCCUGAUUACGCCAAUGCGAUUGGUUGGUUGAUAGCGUGUGCGUCCAUGAGUAUUAUACCUUUGUAUGCCAUAUACUACAUAUUGAAGUCUAAGGGAACACUUAAAGAGAGGAUAUCCCUUGGUAUUUCUCCAAAGUGGGAGCAUAAAGAGAUAAAAGAAAAGCGAGAAGUCAAACGAUUUAAGAGACAGCAUUGGGUGUAUAUAUAAGCGAGAAAUAUACAGACUGGUCAAGGGAAACCUGUCGGACCGUCCUGCCAAACAGCAAAUCCAUGAGCAUUGAAAGGGACCAAGUUUUUUAGUGUUCCUUGUUGACCCAACUUUUAUUUGUUACCUGUACAUUUUUAUACACAUUUUUCUAAGUAUCAUGCUAAUUGAUUUUCACAAACUUUGUCAGGGAUUGAACUUUUCCAGAAAGAAAGCUUUCAAACAAACCCCUUUGUGAUCCAAAUUUUGGGAGCCUUAGCGGCCGAGUGGUUAAGGUCGCGGACUUCAAAUCAAUAGCACCUCUCCACUGUGGGUUCGAAACCUCGCCUAGUGUGUUUACAAGUGUUUUAUGUUAGGAAGCCGUCAAGCUGGCUUGGGAAUGUCGUUGACUUUACCAAAGUGCCCGCUUAUACAUGUCAUAAUUCUCGGAUGGGGCAUCUUGGGCAUCUCUCCAUCAUGUAGAGCUGGGAAGUCGGCAUAUGGCCUAUAAUUGCGUCAGUGUGAUGUGAAACCCAAAAACAUUAAUUUCGUCCGUAUAUGGAUGGUAUAAAUAAGGUUGUUUUGUUUGUUUUGCCAUUUCUGAAUAAUUCAUGAUCAAAUGAAGAAUACAAUACCGUGUUUGAUUCCUUAAUGUGAUUUUUUAUAUGUCAAAUGCUUCUAUAUCUGCUGUAUAAUUGUUACAUAUUUUUUGUGUUAUUAAUUUAAGUUUAUAAUGACCAAAGUUUAACGUAUAUAUGUGUCAGUUCGGAGCCCCUGUAUUAUACAUCUUUCCAUUCACAUAUUUCAUUCCCAUCUGUUUGUGAUUUGAGCUCUACUGGACCAAAGGCAAGUAAGAGCUUUAUGCGAUCAUGACUUGUCCGUCAGCCCGCCCGCCUGUCGUGAGAAAGACGUUAUUCACCAGUACUAUUGGUCGAAAUGUGCUGAAACAUCUAAAGCUGAUUACAUGGAUGGUAUUCUUUAAAAAAACUCUCGUUGACUUUGCAUCAAAAAGGAACAAUUAAAAACGCUCAUGUAAUGAAACAAUAAAGCGGUUGCUAAGGUAUUUAGUAUAUAACAUCGUGUAACAGAUCUGUGUCAAACUUAUAAAUACCAUGUCACUACAGUAAAAAAGUGGCGUUUCCAAGGGGGGUCACUUGUUUCACAUAUGAUCAGAUCUAGGAAAGCAUUUAAAAAGUUGAUGAACUUUAUCAAAAUAAUACAUGUCUUAACACUAAGGUUAUACAAGCCAAUAAUCCAGUAAAGCGUCGAGCUCUCGUCAGCCUCUUGUUCUGGCUUUUUGUUCAUUACAGUGCCGAUCGUAGUAAGUGUUUGAAUACCUUAGAUAUUUUACAUAAUUCAAAGUAUUUUAGAUUUGUGUGUAGCAUGAUAGCUUUGAUUUGUAAACAGUGUACAUGUAUGUAUGAGUGGAAGAAAGGGAUGCAUUGGAACCACUUAAUUACACCCGUACGUAACAAUACAUUGUCCUAUUUACAAUAUCUGCAGAUAUAAUUUUUUAUCAUAUACCUAUAUAAAUUCUGUAAAAUUAUCGGCUUGUAUUUCACAAUUAAAUAUAAACAGGCACAAAAAAAUCGUAUUGUAUCUUUUAAAUUCCGUAUUGUACCUUUUGUAUUGUAUGCUGCCGGACUACUUUCAUUAAUAUGCAUGACCUGACACAGUUCUAUAAAUAGCGCACAUAUAAAACUUCCCUUAGUUCCAUUUUAAUAUCGAUAAACAUUAAAGUUUUCGUUCAAUAACAAAACAACAAACAAAAAGGUAGAGGUACAUAAUAAAAGGGUCAUUAUAACAGUAGUUAGAUCUGGGAUUUUGUAUUCGGCUCUCGUGUCACUCUCGGCGCUUGCGCGCCUCGUGAGGUCCGAUCUGGCAAAAUUCCACUCGAGCCGAAAACAGUAUCCCAGAUCAAGCUACGGUUAUAACAACCCUAUUAUAUUUAGAGCUCCGUGGGUAACUUCCUUUUUCAUUUCCUUAAUCGGUAUAGCAGGGGUCGGAGAUUUUUAUAUAAUUGACAGCGUGCACAUGUUGUUAUGUUAUCAUACAAUAACAGUGUUUUGUGGUUUACUGCAGAGAUUUUCAAAUAUUGUAAAAUAUAUUUUAGAAGCGAGCCUCGGAGAUUUGAUUUAAAGGAAAUGGCAAAAUAAAACUCGCACGGAAAAAAACGGGAAAAGAGGCACCCAUUUUAAUGCGUAACUAUGAAAGAUACAGAUAUUAAUCACAUUGAAACACUAACAGAUAUUAACUUAUUAAGUUCACUUUUAAUAUAUUUAAGCAUUAUUGAAAAUAAUUUUCUACGUCAAAUCAAGGAAAUACUUGCAAAAAGAAUUCUCAAUUACACUAUUUUUUUCUCGAACCAGUGCACGAAAGCUGCUGUAUUUCCAGAAGACAUGUUCAGAGACUAGGUCAUUAGGUCAAGCUAAUCUGCAAAUACGCAGUGUAACCAUAUCACUGAAUGUGCAGUCAUUUCGACAGGAAUACAGUUAUUCCGUACUUUAUACCCGAGAAAAUUUCAUUUUGAACAUGCAUAUCUGGUAGGUGGGUGGUUGGGUGUAGGGGGUAGGGGAUGUGUGGAGGAGUAUGAAUCACUUUUAAUAGAAGCUCUCGCCACGUUUGUCAUCAAUGUAAAUUUUUGUCUAUUUUGAGCACAAAUUGCGUAAAGUAAGCUAUAUUUCAAACGAUAUCUCCUCCUAAAUUUCCGAGCCAAUUUCUACCAAAGUUCACAGGAAUGUUCCUUGGGUAGUCUCCUUUCAGGUUCCGCCAAGUCUAGGCAGUCCAUGCAGAAUUCCGGUUGCCUGUGCAGCCAAAAGAAAAAAAAAUAGAAAUCUUCUCCGCAGAUUUGGUAUGAACCUUUAAUUUGUAGAACAUGUCACUGUAUCUAAUAAUUUACUUGCUCUUAGUCAUUCAGCUCUUUAGAGACGCUGGAAACGUGAACGUGAAAAAUAUUUAGAUGCAAACAAAAUUGUCUUUAAUGACUACGUUUGGGAAAUGAAAGGUGUGGUCUUUGUUGACAGGUGGUCUCUCAACACAAGUAAACAUUAGAAAGAAUUAUGACCAGUGUAAGCAGGUGUUAUAGUUGAGACUUUUAUUCAGAGGUGGUCUUUAGCACAGGUUUAUUGUAUUGAAAAUUUACUCAUGUGUUCAGCAAUACACAUAUAAUCAUAUAUACUCUUUUUCUUUUUAAAACAGUCCUUUAUGGAUACAAAAAGGUAUAUGGAGUAUCUACGUACCCAACAUACCCCAUUUUCGUUCAGCAUUAAACAUAUAUGUAAAACUGAAAUUCACCGGCAAAUUUUUGUGCCAUAAGACCAGUCUCAGACUGCACUUUUGACUAUACUUGUAUUUAAAAAAAACAACGACUUUGAGAUGAUAUUUGUUUCUUAAACUUUGCGGUCUACAGCCCGAUUCCCUGGUCAUAUUUUUCAGAUUCCGGGAAAGUUACAGUGUGUUCCAAAACAAAACCAACGUCUGUCUAUCACAUGUAGCUUUAAAUAUGUCACCUGUACGUUUAUAAAUACCCAUUGUUUUGUCUUAUGAAUCCUCAAAACUGUUGUGUUUUAUGUCAUACAUGGCUUAGAGAUUAUAAAAUUGAAUUUGGAGACCAGUCUCUGAAUACAGUCUUGUCAUUGGUCAAUUUAAAAGUCGUGAUAGGAAACAACCAAUCGUAUGCUCGAGUUUAUAGACUGGUCUCAAAAUUCAUCUUUAUAACUCAGGGCCCUGAACUCUGUUGUAAUGUGACCAUUGUUGUACUUUAUCACAGAAGGAAACUAUGACAUAAUCUGUAUUAAAUGUUUAAAAUGUG